UAUAGGUUCAUGUAAUGUUAGAUCUGUUUCCUUGGUGACUAUUUGAAGCUCUUUAUAAAGCAUAUCUCAGGUUUUCAACAACUCUGGUCUGAGAAGCACCUUGUGCACUUCAAUUUAAAAUGAAAGAUGAAAUUGCUGCCACAGUCUUCUUCAUCACAAGGCUAGUGAAAAGGGAAGACAAGUUGAGCAAGCAUAAAAUGGAGAAAUUUGCAGCAAAGCUGACAACAAUACUGUUUGAAAAGUAUAAGAAUCACUGGUAUUUGGACAAUCCAUCCAGAGGACAAGCCUUCAGGUGUAUAAGGAUAAACAAACAUCAGACAAGAGAUCCACUGCUGGAGCAAGCUUGUGUGGAGAGUAAUGUGGACUUCAAUAAACUUGGUUUGCCAAAAGAGAUGACACUAUGGGUUGAUCCAUUUGAGGUGUGUUGCAGAUAUGGUGAGAAGAACCGGCCUUUCACAAUUGCCCAUUUUGAAGGAGAGGAGAACCCAGAGCUUCCUCAGCAGAUCAGCUAUGCUGUUGACAGAGCAGCACUAGACUAUCAUUCUGGCAUUUCUUCAGAUGAGGAGAGCUUCAACAAGGAGCCGAAAGCUAUCCCUACUGUCAGCAAUCCCAACAGUGUCUACCAGUUCAGUGACUACUGCAAGGCACCCAUACAGCCCUGGUCUCAAUAUCUUCAUAGGAAGACCUAUAUGACUGAUGGCUCAUACUAUGACCAGCACAGGGGUUACAAAGUCUACAGGCCAACAGCUGCUUUCACAGGACCGCGUGUUGAUAGAUACCACUGGAUCAAUACCAAGCGGUAGAUCUGUGGCUGCACCUGUUAUAGGCUGUUGAAAUGCUGAGCUAUGGUAUGGGAUGAAGGCUGGCACUACAACGUUUUCAUAGAAACAGAAAGCACUUACUGUCUAAUCCCUAUCUCUUACUUUGUACAUCUGAAACUUUGGGGUUUUAUUAUAUAACCUUUUAAAUGUUUUAUUAAUGUUAACAUAAGAUUGAAAAUUAAUGUGAGACUCUACUUGUAAGUUAAAAAGGAAAUGCAUAUAUCAAUAAAUCUGCUCAUGUUUUUUUUAAAAGCUGUCCGAUCUGCUCUCAGUGCCCUGGAGGGAGUU
Pygoscelis adeliae (Adelie penguin) is the source of this 1109-nucleotide messenger RNA. RefSeq names its product B-cell translocation gene 4 (gene BTG4). Lineage: Eukaryota; Metazoa; Chordata; Aves; Sphenisciformes; Spheniscidae. Gene Ontology annotation, biological process: negative regulation of cell population proliferation; negative regulation of mitotic cell cycle. The transcript has 5 exons. Gene Ontology annotation, cellular component: cytoplasm; nucleus. Bases 120 to 803 code for a protein of 227 amino acids. The record is from RefSeq and is a predicted model, not a curated record.